GUGCGGACUGUGUGUGUGUGGGUGUGUAUGUGAGGGGAGCGGGCUUGUGUGCGCGCGAGGCGGCCGGCGGCGACAUGCGGACGGCCGGGCGGCGGCCCUAGCGGCCCGAGCCCCGAGGGCGGGGCGGCGCGGCGCGGGCCCCUUCCCGCUCCCGCCCGCCGGGUCCUGGCGAGCUCGCUACGGGCCGGGCGGCGCGCGUGCGGCUGAGGGGCGGGGACGCCGUGUGCCUCGCUGCUCCCGGCCGGGCCGGGCGGCUCCUCAGACAGCGGCGCGCGGCGGGCCCGGGCGGAGGUUCCGCGGGCGGCGCUAGGCCCGGCGAAGCGGCAUGAGCCGGCCCCCGCCGACGGGGAAAAUGCCCGGCGCCCCUGAGGCCGCGCCGGGGGACGGGGCGGGCGCGAGCCGCCAGAGGAAGCUGGAGGCGCUGAUCCGAGACCCUCGCUCGCCCAUCAACGUGGAGAGCUUGCUGGAUGGCUUAAAUUCCUUGGUCCUUGACUUGGAUUUUCCUGCUUUGAGAAAAAAUAAAAAUAUAGAUAAUUUCUUAAAUAGAUAUGAGAAAAUUGUGAAAAAAAUCAGAGGGUUACAGAUGAAAGCAGAAGAUUAUGAUGUUGUAAAAGUUAUUGGCAGAGGUGCUUUUGGUGAAGUUCAGUUGGUUCGUCAUAAGGCAUCACAGAAGGUUUAUGCAAUGAAGCUUCUUAGUAAGUUUGAAAUGAUAAAAAGAUCAGAUUCUGCUUUUUUCUGGGAAGAAAGAGAUAUAAUGGCCUUUGCGAACAGUCCUUGGGUGGUUCAGCUCUUUUGUGCCUUUCAAGAUGACAGGUACCUGUACAUGGUGAUGGAAUACAUGCCAGGUGGAGACCUUGUAAACCUUAUGAGUAAUUAUGAUGUGCCUGAAAAAUGGGCCAAGUUUUACACUGCUGAAGUAGUGCUUGCACUGGAUGCAAUACACUCCAUGGGCUUAAUCCACAGGGACGUGAAGCCUGAUAACAUGCUCUUGGAUAAACAUGGACAUCUAAAAUUAGCAGAUUUUGGCACGUGUAUGAAAAUGGAUGAAACAGGCAUGGUGCAUUGCGAUACAGCAGUUGGAACUCCUGAUUAUAUAUCACCCGAGGUUCUGAAAUCACAAGGUGGUGAUGGCUACUAUGGUCGAGAGUGUGAUUGGUGGUCUGUAGGUGUUUUCCUUUUUGAGAUGCUAGUGGGAGACACUCCAUUUUAUGCAGAUUCACUUGUAGGAACCUAUAGCAAAAUUAUGGAUCAUAAAAAUUCACUAUGUUUUCCUGAAGAUACAGAAAUUUCUAAGCAUGCAAAGAAUCUCAUCUGUGCCUUCUUAACAGACAGGGAGGUACGACUUGGAAGAAAUGGGAUAGAAGAAAUAAAACAGCAUCCUUUCUUUAAGAAUGAUCAGUGGAAUUGGGAAAACAUAAGAGAGACGGCAGCUCCAGUCGUGCCUGAGCUCAGCAGUGACAUAGACAGCAGCAACUUUGAUGACAUCGAGGACGACAAAGGAGAUGUAGAGACUUUUCCAAUCCCUAAAGCUUUUGUGGGAAAUCAGCUACCUUUUAUAGGAUUUACAUACUUUAGAGAAAAUUUGUUAUUAAGUGACUCUCCACCCUGUAGAGAAAACGAUGCAAUACAAACAAGGAAGAGUGAAGAAAGUCAGGAGAUUCAGAAAAAGUUGUAUGCACUAGAAGAACACCUUAGCAGUGAGUUGCAAGCUAAGGAGGAGCUGGAACAGAAGUGCAAAUCUAUUAAUACUCGCCUAGAGAAAACGGCAAAGGAGCUAGAAGAAGAGAUUACCUUUAGGAAAAAUGUAGAGUCAGCACUGAGACAGUUGGAAAGAGAAAAGGCCCUUCUUCAGCAUAAAAAUGCAGAAUAUCAACGGAAAGCUGAUCAUGAAGCUGACAAGAAACGGAAUUUGGAAAAUGAUGUUAACAGCUUAAAAGAUCAACUUGAAGAUUUGAAGAAAAGGAACCAGAGCUCUCAGAUAUCCACUGAGAAAGUCAAUCAACUCCAGAAACAGCUGGAUGAAGCUAAUGCUCUGCUACGAACAGAGUCCGAUACUGCAGCACGGUUAAGAAAAACCCAGGCAGAAAGUUCCAAACAGAUUCAGCAGCUGGAGUCUAACAAUAGAGAUCUACAAGAUAAAAACUGCCUACUUGAGACUGCCAAGUUAAAGCUUGAAAAGGAAUUUAUCAAUCUUCAAUCAGCUCUAGAAUCUGAAAGGAGGGACCGGACCCAUGGAUCAGAGAUAAUUCAUGAUUUACAAGGUAGAAUAUCUGGGCUGGAAGAAGAUCUGAAGACUGGCAAAGCCUUGCUAGCAAAAGUAGAGCUGGAGAAGAGACAGCUGCAGGAGAAGCUUGCUGACCUAGAGAAGGAAAAGAGCAACAUGGAAAUCGAUAUGACAUACCAACUGAAAGUGAUACAACAGAGUUUAGAGCAAGAAGAAGCUGAGCACAAGACCACAAAAGCACGGCUGGCAGAUAAAAACAAGAUCUAUGAAUCCAUUGAAGAAGCUAAAUCAGAAGCCAUGAAAGAAAUGGAGAAGAAGCUAUUGGAAGAAAGGUCUUUAAAGCAGAAAGUGGAAAACCUACUCCUGGAAGCCGAGAAAAGAUGCUCUAUAUUGGACUGUGACCUCAAACAGUCCCAGCAGAAAUUAAACGAGCUGCUGAAGCAGAAAGAUGUGCUAAAUGAAGAUGUUAGAAAUUUGACAUUAAAGAUAGAGCAGGAAACUCAGAAGCGUUGCCUUAUGCAAAAUGACCUGAAGAUGCAGACUCAGCAAGUUAACACCCUGAAAAUGUCAGAAAAGCAGAUAAAGCAAGAAAAUAAUCAUCUCAUGGAAAUGAAAAUGAACUUGGAAAAGCAAAAUGCUGAACUUCGAAAAGAGCGGCAGGAUGCAGACGGGCAGAUGAAGGAACUGCAAGACCAGCUUGAAGCAGAGCAGUAUUUCUCAACCCUUUAUAAAACACAAGUUAGAGAACUUAAGGAAGAAAGUGAAGAGAAGACUAAGCUGUGUAAAGAGUUACAGCAGAAGAAGCAGGACUUACAGGAUGAAAGAGACUCUUUGGCUGCCCAGCUGGAGAUCACCCUGACCAAAGCAGACUCUGAGCAGCUCGCUCGUUCCAUUGCUGAGGAACAAUAUUCUGAUUUGGAAAAAGAGAAAAUCAUGAAAGAGCUGGAGAUAAAAGAGAUGAUGGCUAGACACAAGCAAGAACUUACUGAAAAGGAUGCCACAAUUGCAUCUCUCGAAGAAACAAAUAGGACACUAACUAGUGAUGUUGCAAAUCUUGCAAACGAGAAAGAAGAACUAAACAACAAGCUGAAAGACACUCAAGAGCAACUCUCAAAGUUGAAAGAUGAAGAGAUCAGUGCAGCAGCUAUUAAAGCUCAGUUUGAGAAACAGCUGUUGACUGAGAGAACACUCAAGACUCAAGCUGUGAAUAAGUUGGCAGAGAUCAUGAAUCGAAAAGAACCUGUCAAGCGUGGUAAUGACACAGAUGUGCGAAGAAAAGAGAAAGAAAACAGAAAACUACAUAUGGAGCUUAAGUCUGAACGUGAAAAGUUGACGCAACAGAUGAUCAAAUACCAGAAAGAACUGAAUGAAAUGCAGGCUCAAAUAGCUGAAGAAAGCCAGAUUCGAAUUGAACUCCAGAUGACUCUGGACAGUAAAGACAGUGACAUUGAACAGCUGCGUUCACAGCUGCAGGCCUUGCAUAUUGGUAUGGACAGCUCCAGUAUAGGCAGCGGACCAGGGGAUGUUGAGCCUGAUGAUGGAUUUCCAGUUCAUAUCACUCAGUCACACACUAUGGAAUCCAUGUCCUUCACCUACCAACGUUCCUCUGCUUCUCUCAAUAUUGCCACUAAGCCUUCCAGUUUUCACACGCUUCUUGAUUCUGACUCUGAAGACGAUUCUUUGCCUUAUUUACCCAUUUCAUCGGAGCCUAAUGGUGCAGAAUCAAGAUUGGAAGGAUGGUUGUCAUUGCCUGUGCGGAACAACACUAAAAAGUUUGGAUGGGUUAAAAAGUAUGUGAUUGUAAGCAGUAAGAAGAUUCUCUUCUAUGACAGCGAACAAGAUAAAGAGCAGUCUAACCCUUACAUGGUUCUAGAUAUAGACAAGCUGUUUCAUGUCCGGCCCGUUACCCAGACAGAUGUAUACAGAGCAGAUGCUAAAGAAAUUCCAAGAAUAUUCCAGAUUCUGUAUGCCAAUGAAGGAGAAAGUAAGAAGGAACCAGAAUUUCCAGUGGAGCCUGUGGGAGAAAAAUCUAAUUAUAUUUGCCAUAAAGGACAUGAGUUUAUUCCUACUCUUUAUCACUUCCCAACUAACUGUGAGGCCUGUAUGAAGCCACUGUGGCACAUGUUUAAACCCCCUCCUGCUCUAGAGUGCCGUCGGUGCCACAUUAAAUGUCACAAAGAUCACAUGGACAAGAAGGAGGAGAUCAUAGCACCUUGCAAAGUUUAUUAUGACAUAUCAUCGGCAAAGAAUCUAUUGUUAUUAGCAAAUUCAACAGAAGAACAGCAGAAAUGGGUUAGUCGGUUGGUGAAAAAGAUACCUAAGAAACCUCCAGCUCCAGACCCUUUUGCCCGAUCAUCUCCUAGGACCUCAAUGAAAAUACAACAAAACCAGUCUAUCCGGCGGCCCAGUCGACAGCUUCCUCCAAACAAACCAAGAUUGCUUGAUUUGGCAUUUAAAGACUGGGAUUGGUCAUUUGAUGAUGUUGAUGGUGAUGAUGAUGACGAUGUUUUUGAUUUCUGAAGAAAUAAAUGGCUAACUGCCUUCUAUGAAAGCAGUUAUUUAGGUGAUCGUAUUCUUCCAGCCAGAAGACUGAAAUAUGAUGUCUCAAAACUUAAUUAAAAAGCUGUAUUCUACUGAGACACACACACACACACACACACACACACACACACACACGUUUCCCCUGAAAUCAUGGAGAAGUUUUCUGGGCUGUUUUGAAACAAGCCGAACAGCAGUGAUUGGUGAGUAAAGGUGUCAUGCAACUCUUCAAGACUUGUAAGCUCUUGGCAGUCACACUACAUUGCACAGAAAGGUUGAGAAGAGCUUAAAGAAAUCACAUUUUGGAUUCAACAGAGGGUUUCCACCAGCACAUCGGCCAAAAGAAUUUGGGAAUUGAUCCCACUACAGUGAUGCUGACUGCAUCUUUAAGAAGUGACCAUGAUGUUGUGUUCAUGUAUGUAUGUACAUAUGGGUUGAGCCUCAUAUAUAUACACACAUACCACACAUAAAAGCACAUUGUACUGUAAUACUGCAAGAAGGUAUUUUUAACUUACCAUUUUAUUUUUUUAUACACAUUAAUCAGAUAUCAUUACUUCAGUUGCAACUAUGCACUUGUAUAAAGCCAUACUGUUGGAAUUUAUAUCCUUCAUCCAUGUACCUGAUAGGAGAUGCAUGUUUGUGUAAACAGUUAACUGUAAUAAGAAGUUUGAAGUUAAUUAUUCCAGUUUCCUAAUGCCUGUGGUAGACAACUUUAUCCAUUUUUGAAUGCCUUAAUUUAAUUUCUUCCCUGCCCCCCAAAUCUCAGCCCUUUUCUAUAUUUAAGAAAAGAAAGAACAAGUAUUUACCAGCUCUUAGGCUGCAGCUCGCUUUGUGGGAAAAACAGUGCACUCUUUACACACAGUAGUUGUGUCAGUGUCAGCCUGUUUGGUCAUAGAAACAAUAACGGAUUACAUUGGAACUAAUGUGUGUGAUGUACAUCUGUUAUUAUGUAAUCCUUUUUUACAGGCUUCAGCUAGUCUGUGACUACAAACUAUCUCCUUUGCUUUGAACUUGCUGGUUACCCCAGAUACAUUUUUAUUUAUGGUAAAGGCAGUUUUUCACAUUUUCAUUUAAGAUUCAAAAAUUGUCUCAAAUAUUAAGAAAACUAACAUGUGUUGUAUAUAUAUUUUAAUAUUUAAAUAUCCUGAAACAAACAACUGUAUGGUGGUAUAUCAGCUUUGAUAUUUGGGAAGAGGCAGCCUCAAAAGCGCUUACUUUGAUUCUCAUUGUUAAAUGCUGCUGAGGUUAGAGAACAGGCAGCAUAGGCCCUGUUGUCCUGUGGGCCCAGGUAAGUGUGCUUCACCCCACAGCAGAGUGUAGCAGUGGGCAGCAUCAGGCUCUGUACAUAUGCAAAGUUCAAUAUGAUAUUGAAAUGUUUGCCUAUUUCAGUGAAGCCAGGAGACAGUUUUCAUUGCUUCCCUCUGGGGUCAGUGUAGAAAUGUUGUAAAAAGUUCGAUCCUCAUAGAUUUUAUUAUGGAAUAGUGGCCUUUGGCCUACUGGUAUACUAAAUCCCAAUCCUGUGACCUUCAGGUGGCUCAGUUGCAUCUUUCAUUCCAUCUGUUAAUGGAUGUGCAUGCCAUUUCUCUGGAAGCAAGCUGUGCUCUGUAGCUCUGGUUCAGAACACAGCUUCCCUCCCUCCCUCCCUCCCUCCCUCCCUCCCUCCCUCCCUCCCUCCCUCCCUCCCUCUUCAGAUUUAAAAAUGAAAAUAUAUAAAAUUUAUAUAGAAGAACUAUUUCCAUUCAUUAGAGUUGUUUAAAAGGAGACUGAAUUAAUAUUUUAUAUAAAGAUUUUGUUACACUAUGGGAGGUUCUAUCCUAUUCUGAAUUGGAGAGUAUAUAUAUAUAUAUAUUUUUAAUAAACUUUAUUAAGGUGAAAUAAUGUCAAGUUUACAAAUGAAUAAUUGAAGUAUUUGAGUAAAAAAGGCAGAAGUUUAAAUUUUGGAUGCUGUGCGUGUAUAUAUGUAUUAGAGAUUGGAGAAUCAUGGUGUGAUGCAACUGUACGAGGCAAUUAAUGUGAAGGAUUCAGGGGAAUAAAACAUUCUGAGGGGCACAAAAUCUCUCCAUGGAGCUUCUUCACGGUUUAACAGGGAUUUAUAAGGUCAUUUGUCCAAGUAACAGAAUUUUGAGUAAAAAAGAUGACCUUAGAGAAGUCAGAAGGGAUUUGUUUUCCCUGUUGUCAUUUGCAUGCACGUCAGUGCACACACCUGCCAGUUUUCUUCCCAACCCAAUGGUCAUUUACAAGAACAACCUAAUUUUGUGCCAGUUUUGCUUUUUCUUGAGGCUCCCAAACCUUCUAGAUAGAUGGCUAUCAGAGCAAAUGUUGCUUCCUUUAUUCAGUUUGUCUCAGAGCCAUAAAUACUUCCAAUUAGGAUCUAAAAGAAAGGAAUGCCAGGUUUCCUUGGUUGGACACUUUUGCUUUGUGGAAAUAAAAACAGAAGUAAAAGAAAAACUAAGUCCGGUAUUACUGAUGAAAAUUAAUGUAAAAUUAAUUUUUAAGCAUUGCUUUUAGAAAAGCAAAAAAAGUUCAAUUGAAAGUUUCAAAUGCCCCAGUUAACUAAAGGGUAAGUGAGCUGGUAAUCCCAAGGAAAGGCUGGUGUUUCUGGCAGACCUUUGGGAGGCCAUGGAUCCUAGAGGAGGCUCUGCAUCAGUUCAUGUGUAGAUCUGGUGAGAAGUGCUUGAGGUUCCUGUUGCUGCCAUCAGUCUGUUAGAUUCCUGGGGUGAUGUGAAGAAUCUCAGACACCAACUUAUCUUACAGAGAUGCUCAGAACAGCAUGCCGAAACCCCAAGUAGAACAAGUAGCCUCCGUGCUCUCAGGCCCCUUGACUGCUACUGAUUCUCCUUUCCUGCCUGAAGGUGGCUUCAGCUCCCCUGGCUCGUGGAGGUGCCACAGCCAAUGUUAAAGCACUUUGACAAGCGCUGUAUGACAGUGCUGAGUGUUGUGCCCUGGGGCCUUGCCUUGUUCCCUUCCCUGUGGUGACUUUUGUUUAGAAUUGUAAUAAGUUAUAAACUGCAUGAUUUAGAGAGUCAUCUUUGAUCAGCCAUCCCCCUGAACAACAAAAAAUCAUACCCUCUUGAUUUAUUUUUAUUUUGUUGCAUCUUUGUAGUAAUGUAAUUGUAUUUUUAUGCCUGCUUUUUGUUUAAGAAAAAUAAAUAAAAGAACCUAAAUGUAAGCAUC
Molecule: messenger RNA, 7936 nt
Organism: Chionomys nivalis (European snow vole)
Lineage: Eukaryota; Metazoa; Chordata; Mammalia; Rodentia; Cricetidae
Gene: Rock2
Product: Rho associated coiled-coil containing protein kinase 2
Exons: 35
Coding region: 326-4744 (1472 amino acids)
Biological process (GO): regulation of cell junction assembly; smooth muscle contraction; positive regulation of centrosome duplication
Cellular component (GO): cytoplasm; cytoskeleton; centrosome
Molecular function (GO): small GTPase binding; Rho-dependent protein serine/threonine kinase activity; ATP binding
Source: RefSeq, a predicted model, not a curated record